This is a messenger RNA of Caenorhabditis elegans, 1672 nucleotides long. It is a transcript of the gene ugt-14, whose product is annotated as glucuronosyltransferase. The transcript is spliced from 6 exons. The record is from RefSeq and is marked reviewed. The coding region runs from base 31 to 1626 and encodes 531 amino acids. Gene Ontology annotation, cellular component: membrane. NCBI's taxonomy places the organism in Eukaryota, Metazoa, Nematoda, Chromadorea, Rhabditida, Rhabditidae. Gene Ontology annotation, molecular function: glucuronosyltransferase activity; UDP-glycosyltransferase activity.
AGUUUAUAUUGAAACAAAGUUUAUCCUCUAAUGCAUGUUAAAACCCUAGUAUAUUUUUUAUUAUUCACUGGUUUCAUUUCCUGUAAAAAUAUUUUAAUUUUCAACCCAAUAUUUGCGUUUAGUCAUGUCAAAUUUGUUACUCAAAUGGCAGAUAUUAUAGCAGAUCAUGGACAUAAUGUGACUCUAUUUCAACCAUAUCAUAUUGCAAUGAAGAAUACAGAAGGGCUGGUCAAAAACAGAAAAGUCAAUAUAAUCAACUACUAUCCACACGACUUUAAUACAAUUUCUGGUGCCAUGCCUGAAACUUUCAGCGGGUUAUGGGACUCUAAACUUUUGAACAACGCAAUUUUAUCAGCCUACGCAAUGCCGAAAGCUAUUGGGAGAGUAUUCGAGAAAACUGCAACACAACUUCUUCAAGAUGAAAGUAUUCUCGAGGAACUGAAAAGUCGAAAAUUCGAAGUCGUAAUUUCAGAAGCUUUCGAGAUUACUGAAAUGUAUCUCGCUCAUCUUCUCAAAAUCCCUUCUAUUCCAAUCAAGUCAUCAGUUAGAUAUCCGGCGUUUAACAAUGCUUUUGGUCAACCAUCCAGUCUUGGAUACUUGCCACAACAAGGAUUAAGCAGGGAAAUUGGAUUUCUCGAUAGACUUUUAGAAGUUUAUGAUCAUUACUUUUUGGUUAAAAUGCAAGAGCGGCUGAAUGAAUACCAAGUGAAUUUCAUCGAAAAAGCCCUCGGACAUCCUGUACCCCAUUGGAGAGAUCUUGUGAAAGAAUCUCCGAUAUACAUAACCAAUUCAAACCCAUAUCUAGACUUUGCUGUUCCAACUACUGCAACCGUCGUUCAUGUUGGCGGAAUUACUAUGGACAUGAAAAAAUUGAAGAAUCCCCAACAAUUGCCUGACGAAUAUGAAGAAAUUCUACAGGAGCGAGACUCAACUGUACUUAUCUCUUUUGGAUCGGUUGUCAGAUCUUGCGACAUGCCGGAGAAUUUUAAAGCGGGAGUUGUCAAGAUGUUCGAGUCACUUCCAGAUAUUACCUUUAUCUGGAAAUAUGAAAAAGAUGACGUGGAAUUCCAGAAGAAACUUCCGAAGAAUGUCCACUUGAAAAAAUGGGUCCCCCAGCCAUCCCUUCUUGCUGAUAAACGUUUCGUAAAGCGUUUCGUUACCCAUGGAGGGCUGGGAAGUACAAUGGAAGUUGCUUACACUGGAAAACCAGCUCUUAUGGUCCCAAUUUUUGCCGAUCAAUUCAACAAUGCAAAUAUGCUUGCCAGACACGGAGGAGCCAUUCCUUAUGACAAACUUGAUCUGGCAGAUGGGGAAAAAUUCACAAAAACUGUACGGGAAAUGGUCAUAAAUCCCAAGUACAAUGACAAUGCUAAAGUGUUGCUGAUAAUUCUCCUCAAUCAGCCAAUUGAUCCGAAACUGAAUUUGAUGAAACAUCUCGAGUUUGCGAUGGAAUUCCCAAAUCUCCGCUCUCAAAUUCCGGAAAUCAAUAACGCUGGUCUCAUCGGUUACUAUUAUCUUGACAUAAUUGCAUUUUUCAUUUUAUUUGCCUGUUUGGCCUUAUAUUUGUUCACAAAUUUAAUUUUCAAAAUAUUCCGGUUUGUUCCAAAAAAGACGAAACAUGACUAAAUUAUUAUGUUCCUAUUUCUUUUAUCAAAUAAAUGCAGUUUUAAAA